CACUGCAGCUGCACCCACACACUCUCCUGCCGUUCAUCGGAGUCGUCUCCAACGCCGGUGAAGACCCUCCGGCGAGAAACCGCUCUCAUACCAAAAUGUUCCAAUCAAAACAAAAAAUGUCACACUCAGUAGGAAAAAAAUAUUGUUCUAGGCAUCCACAUCAAAUGUUCCACAUGCCCACAGCUCCCCCAGAUCUACUGCUUCUUCCUCCUCUCCGAUGGGGCGGCUGGGCGAGGGGCCGAGGGCGCGGAAUAGCAGCGGAGGACGCGGCGCGGGUGUGGCAUUGGGCGGGACGGCCGACGGCGUCGGGUGGUGGCGGUGGUGUUGCCGGGAUCCGCUAGGGGUGGUGGCGGAGCUCCGUGCCGCAUCGGUGCGAGGAGCAGCACGGAGGUGAGGCUCUGGUGGCGGCGCGCGCCGAGGAGGGGCGCUGGUAACUUGGCGACGCUUGGGGCGGGGGCACGAAAAGGCAAAGGCUCUGGGUCCCGCAGCGCGACAGUGCAUCGAGAAACGGACACGGCCAAGGACAACCGUACCACGGAGCCUUCCAGAUUUCCAGAGCCAAAGGCAGCAGUGCAGUUUGCACAAGGCGCGUGCAGCCUACCAACCACCGGGGGGCUGGCUGGCACCCUCUGUACUGCUUCGCCUCUUUUUAUACAGGGGUAGCCAGCUACUAUGGCACACACAUCAAUCGCACUCGCUCUCCCCGUGCAGCUCCAAGAGAGGCCGCCAUUAGAGUCUUGCUUGUGCUCUCUGCUUCGUCAAGGAGGAGGAGAGGAAGACGUCAUCACCACCACCAUGUCUCUGCUCGCUGAUCUCAUCAACCUUGACCUGUCCGACAGCACCGGGAAGAUCAUCGCCGAGUACAUAUGGGUUGGCGGUUCUGGCAUGGAUGUGAGGAGCAAAGCCAGGACAUUGUCUGGACCUGUUGAUGACCCAAGCAAGCUCCCAAAAUGGAACUUCGACGGCUCCAGCACCAGCCAAGCCACGGGUGACGACAGUGAGGUCAUCCUUUGUCCUCAGGCCAUCUUUGGGGACCCGUUCAGGAGGGGGAAGAACAUCCUGGUUAUGUGUGACUGCUAUGCGCCAAACGGAGAACCGAUCCCGACCAACAAGCGGCAUGGCGCGGACAAGAUAUUCAGCCACCCUGAUGUCAAGGCUGAAGAACCAUGGUUCGGGAUUGAGCAAGAGUACACCCUUCUUCAGAAGGACAGCAACUGGCCUCUUGGGUGGCCACUGGGUGGCUACCCUGGCCCUCAGGGACCUUACUACUGCGCCGUAGGAGCGGACAAAUCCUACGGGCGGGACAUCGUCGACGCGCACUACAAGGCCUGCCUCUACGCCGGCAUCAACAUCGGUGGGAUCAACGGAGAGGUCAUGCCAGGGCAGUGGGAGUUCCAGGUUGGCCCUGCCGUCGGCAUCUCGGCCGGCGACCAGCUCUGGGUGGCUCGCUACAUUCUUGAGAGGAUCGCUGAGAUUGCUGGAGUCGUCGUCUCCUUCGACCCCAAGCCAAUUCCGGGAGACUGGAAUGGUGCUGGAGCUCACACUAACUACAGCACCAAGUCGAUGAGGAGCGACGGCGGGUACGAGGUGAUCAAGAAGGCGAUCGAGAAGCUAGGCAUGCGGCACCAGGAGCACAUCGCGGCGUACGGGGACGGCAACGAGCGCCGCCUCACUGGCCGCCACGAGACCGCCGACAUCAACACCUUCAUCUGGGGCGUCGCCAACCGCGCCGCGUCGGUGCGAGUCGGCCGCGACACCGAGAAGGAAGGCAAAGGCUACUUCGAGGACCGGAGGCCGGCGUCCAACAUGGACCCCUACGUCGUCACCUCGCUGAUCGCCGAGACCACCAUCCUCUGGAAGCCCAGCCACUCCAACGGCGCCGUGGCUCCCUGAUCCUCUUGGGGACCGAGCGUCAAGGGGUCAGCUUGUUCUGUACCCGUGCGUGUGUGAGCCGUGUUGCAGGGAUGGGAAAUGAUACUGACGCUGUCAGAGACUUUGAAUGGCAAUAAUAAACGCACCGAGCGCGUUCUCGUAGCUCGUGUGCUUGUGGUCGCUGAUA
This is a messenger RNA of Phragmites australis (common reed), 2059 nucleotides long. RefSeq names its product glutamine synthetase root isozyme 2-like. Lineage: Eukaryota; Viridiplantae; Streptophyta; Magnoliopsida; Poales; Poaceae. Bases 673 to 1893 code for a protein of 406 amino acids. Gene Ontology annotation, cellular component: cytoplasm. Gene Ontology annotation, molecular function: glutamine synthetase activity. The record is from RefSeq and is a predicted model, not a curated record. The transcript has 13 exons.